Synchiropus splendidus (mandarinfish) is the source of this 2646-nucleotide messenger RNA. It is a transcript of the gene dctn2, whose product is annotated as dynactin 2 (p50). The coding region runs from base 153 to 1367 and encodes 404 amino acids. The record is from RefSeq and is a predicted model, not a curated record. Lineage: Eukaryota; Metazoa; Chordata; Actinopteri; Syngnathiformes; Callionymidae. The transcript has 14 exons. Gene Ontology annotation, biological process: mitotic spindle organization. Gene Ontology annotation, cellular component: dynactin complex; centrosome; cytoplasm.
UCUUGUCAUCCGCGACGGCCAGCGUCUGCCGGUUGAGGGACUCGGCUCUGAACCUUCAUAGAUUUGUUGUUGCUGCUUCGUCAUUCUAUUAUUGGCAUCAACUAGUCAUCGCCGGAACACGUAUUUAUUGACCUGUUGUUUUCCCGUCAACAAUGGCUGACCCUAAAUACGCCAAUUUACCAGGAAUUGCUUUUAACGAGCCGGACGUCUAUGAGACAGGCGACCUUCCAGAGGAUGACCAGGCCCAGUUCGAGUCGGAGGAGUUGUGCAGCGACAGUGUGGAGAGGAUUGUGGUCAACCCUAACGCUGCCUAUGACAAGUUCAAAGACAAACAUAUCAGCACCAAGGGACUGGACUUCUCGGACAGAAUCAGUAAAAGUAGACGAGUUGGCUACGAGUCUGGAGAAUUUGAAAUUCUGGGCGAAGGCUGCGGAGUGAAAGAAACCCCUCAACAGAAGUACCAGCGCCUGGUGAAUGAAAUCCAGGAACUCUGCCAGGAGGUGGACACCAUCCAGACGGCCACUAAAGAGAGCAAUGCCGAGGAGCGUCUGACCCCGGUUGUACUGGCCCAGCAGGCAGCUCAGCUUAAACAGCAGCUGGUUUCUGCACAUCUUGACUCGCUACUGGGACCUCAGGCUCACAUCAAUCUCGCUGACCCAGAUGGAGCGCUGGCCAGGCGUCUGCUCACACAGCUGGAAGCAGCCAAAUGCAGCCGUGGCAGCGCAGCAGGAGACGGCAAGCAGGCAACAACAACCAAGGGCCCAGAUGGAGUCGUGCUCUACGAGCUGCACAGCCGACCGGAGCAGGAGAAAUUCAGCGAGUCUGCCAAGAUGGCUGAAUUGGAGAAACGGCUUGCUGAGCUGGAGACGGCUGUUGGCUCAGGAUCAGACAAGCAGGGACCUCUGAGUGCCGGAGUGCAGGGAUCCAGUUUGAUGGAUACUUUAGACCUCUUGCAAGCGAGAGUCAGCGCUCUGGACUCUGCCACUCUGGAUCAGGUGGAGGCCCGGCUGCAGAGCGUGUUGGGCAAGAUGAAUGAAAUCGCCAAACACAAAUCGGCAAUCGAGGAUGCUGAUACACAAAACAAGGUGUCGCAGCUCUACGACGUGGUGCAGAAGUGGGACGCCAUGUCCACUUCCAUCCCUCAGGUGGUGCAGCGGCUCGUCGCUGUCAAGGAGCUGCAUGAGCAAGCGAUGCAGUUCGGGCAGCUGUUGACUCAUCUGGACACCACUCAGCAGAUGAUCAACAACUCUAUGAAGGACAACAACACUCUGCUCACACAGGUCCAGCAGACCAUGAAGGAAAACCUGGUGGCCAUUGAGGAGAACUUUGCUUCACUAGACCAGAGGAUGAAGAAACUGUCCAAGUAAACAACCUGCUCCAAGAUGAUGGACAAAUGACUGGACGGUCAGAGGCUCCGCCCUCUCUGGCCGUGCCCACUCUCGCUCGCUCUCAUCCUCCACUUCUGCCUUUUCUUCACACAGUGGAACGGUCAUUUCAGAAAGGUUGAACACACAAAAAAACAUCUUUCCACCCCUCCUCCUCCUCCUCCUGAGCUACAUUACACACUAAUGACUCCAUGUAUAUGUUUUCAUUACUUUCUCACCUUCUCCUCCCUCACUUUUCUCCUGAGAAACGGGUUGUUCAGUCAUGUGAAGGAAUGACUUGUGGUCGCAUGAGCGAGUCACCGGAGGAAGCUUGUACAUACGCCGCCGUACCGUUUGGUUUCUACACUCAGUGGCUUGUAACUAUUAUUAUUAAGACUGAGGCACAAACCUGCAUCAUCAAGUCGACUUUGUUGUUGAACUGUGGAUCAAUAAAACAAGGCAAAUGCUCCUCGUGUUUUAAGGUGCGGAAUAUUGUUUGAAAAAUCAUGUUCUCCAGCCUGAAAUGAUCAGAUCCUUCAAGUGGUGAUGUCAUCUGCUUUAAACCGCACUUCUCCCUACAUUUUAGUCACUUUGCCUUUGAGCAAUACACGGGCUGCUGUUGCACUCACCUUGCAGCUGGCUCAUCUGAGCUCUGAAGAACAAGCAAAUUAGGAAGGCCGCCAAACGUAACGUCAAAAAUCGUCAAGAGUUUGGAGAUGAAAUCCGUCUCAGCCAGCAAGUCUUGACUGCCGUCAUGCAGAUUUUUACCACUGGGUGGCAGCAGUGCGUCAUCUGUCGCUAGUAGUGAACCUUGGUCCCCUCACUGGUGUCGCGUCUGUGUGUGAGGCGCAGGUGAGCUGAUAAGGGAACAGAGAAGCAGGUGACUGAUGACUCACUCUGCUCUGCACCACACAAGAUCAGGGUCACAAGGUGCUAUCUGAUUGGUUAAACCCGUCUCUCUAGAUCUCUCCUUUAAUCUCACUCAGACGUCAACCUUCUGGGAAUUUCCCACACAGGAUCCAGUUCAGUGCAGAGACAAGCUGCGAACUGUAUAUAUCAUGUUCAACUGCCUCUAUUUUCACUCCACUACAGUAGGUCAGUCCACGCCGCUUCAACCUUUCACCCAGAUACAUAUAUAUAGGUCUUAAAAGUCUGCAGUGACCCACUCUCAUUUUCUGGUAUUAUUGUCAAUCAAAAUGAUUUUUUCUGGCUUCUUAUUCGUGUUGGAAAUGACGGCCGAAAAAGCGGCUGCCUUUAUAUCCAUUUAUUUUGUGAUGCAACA